CGAGGAGAAGAGAAGGAGGAGGCGGAGGAGAGCCACGGAGCCAUUUUGUACUCAUUUUAAACUCCGUGUGGUUUAACGCAGCUGCUGCGCGCCGCGGGUACGCCGAUGCUAUGGAUGCCAAGGGACUUUUUCCGCGUUAAAACUUCACGAUGAGGGGUAAAAGCAAAACUCGGUGUUGGCAGAAGGAGAGUUAAUGCUUUUUGCGGAGAAGUUUCCGUGAAGUUGAAUGGGAUUUUGGCAGGUUCACAAGCAUGGAGCUACCGAUGAUUUGGAUUUGGGUUUGUGUCCUGUUUUACGUGCCGCUGGUGGGAUGUUUGGAGAUACACCUUUCGGACACCUUACAGCCCGGGACCCUUUUGGCAAACCUGUCGCUUGGCCCUGGAUGGACUUUUAAACUUGACAGGACUUUAUCCCCAAAAUUCAUCCAAAGCUUUUUCCAAGUCGAAAGACACGGCGGGGUCGUCCGCCUGUCCCACAGAGUUCAGUGCGCGCACACGGCGAGGAACCCAGCGCCGGUUUAUUUCAGAACCAGUUCUUUGGCGUCUGGGGACGUUAUUCUGACACGGUUCAACGUGUUUGUCCACGGACAGGACUGUUUUAUCAAAUACAAGAGAAAGAAAUGGUCAGGUAAGCCAGACAUCCACAUUAAACACCUCACGGAACUGGAGGCGACUUCCUGCUUAACGGCAGGUAAACUGCUUUUAAAUGUAACUGAACUUUUGCCCUCCUUCACGCGCAACGUUGCAUUUUUGCACCGCGCGUGUGUCGGAAAAGACUUGAGUGCCGUGUUCAGGCAUGGGCAUCUACUCCUGACCAGCAACUUGUGCAUGGAGCAGCGGGCGCAGCCCGAGGGGAGUUUGCGCUGCGCGCUGCGCAGCUCUGCGGGCGGCCGGCUCUCUGUGCAGCUGAGUGUGACGAUCGUAAAAGUGCCCAAACAACAUGGAUCCGUCCCAGAAAGCAUCCGGAGGAACUCUGGCCAGAUGAUCCGCAGGGGGAAGCGACAAGUAAACGCGUCUCCCCAGUUCCAGCUCCCCAACUACCAGGUGUCCGUGCCAGAGAACGAGCCGCCCGGCACGCGGGUUAUCACCCUGAAAGCCACGGACCCGGAUGAUGGAGAGGGAGGCCGGCUGGAGUACAGCAUGGAAGCAUUGUUUGAUGUAAGGUCCAACGACUUUUUCAACAUAGACCCUCAGUCAGGAAGCAUAACAACCGUGCAGUCACUAGACAGGGAGGUCAAAGACACCCAUGUUUUCAAAGUUACUGUGAUGGACAACGGCUCCCCUAAGAGAUCUGCCACUUCUUACCUCACCGUCACUGUGAGUGACACCAACGACCACAGCCCGGUUUUUGAGCAAACCGAAUACCGCGUCAGCAUCCGGGAGAAUGUUGAAACGGGUUUUGAAGUGAUGACGAUCCGAGCCACGGAUGGAGACGCGCCGUCCAACGCUAACAUGAUUUACAAACUCGUCAACGGCGACGGGGUUAACUCUGUGUUUGAAAUUGACCCCCGGAACGGCCUUGUGAGGAUCAGAGAGCGGCCUGACAGGGAGACCCGGGCCAAGUACCAGCUUAUUGUUGAGGCCAACGACCAGGGGAAAGACCCAGGGCCCCGCAGUGCCACCGCCACCGUCAAGAUCUCUGUGGAGGAUGAGAAUGACAACUAUCCACAGUUCACCAAAAAGAGGUAUGUUGUAGAGAUCCUAGAGAAUGUGUCAGUCAACACCAAAGUCAUCCAGGUGGAAGCUACAGACAAAGACGAGGGGAACAACGCCAAAGUUCAUUACAGCAUCAUCAGUGGCAACGUCAAAGGACAGUUCUACAUCCACUCCCCCACUGGUGUGAUCGAUAUCAUCAAUCCUCUGGACUACGAGAUGAUUCGAGAGUACAAUUUGCGGAUUAAGGCGCACGACGGGGGCAGGCCUCCUCUAAUAAACGGCACGGGGAUGGUGGUGGUGCAAGUAGUGGACGUGAACGACAACGCCCCCAUGUUUGUCAGCACACCCUUUCAGGCUACUGUGUUGGAAAACGUGGCCAUCGGUUACUCUGUGAUCCACAUUCAAGCAAUUGACGGUGACUCUGGAUACAACGCCCUUUUGGAGUACCGUCUAACUGACACCGUGCCUGGCUUCCCGUUCACAAUCAACAACAGCACAGGCUGGAUCACAGUGAGUGAAGAGCUCGACAGAGAGACUACAGACUUCUACACCUUUGGCGUAGAGGCGAGGGAUCACGGGAUACCUGUGAUGUCCUCCUCAGCCAGCGUCAGCAUCACGGUGCUUGAUGUGAAUGACAACGUGCCCACUUUUACAGAGAAGGUCUACUCGCUGAAGAUCAAUGAGGAUGCUGUUGUGGGUACCAGCGUACUGACAAUGACAGCCGUGGAUAGGGACAUCAACAGCGUGGUGACCUAUCAGAUCUCCAGUGGCAACACCAGGAACCGCUUCGCCAUCACCAGCCAGAGCGGUGGCGGUCUUGUCACCUUGGCCCUACCCUUGGACUAUAAGCAGGAACGCCAGUACGUCCUGACAGUCACCGCCAGCGAUGGGACUCUCUACGACACCGCUCAGGUGUUCAUUAACGUGACGGAUGCCAACACACACCGGCCCGUCUUCCAAAGCGCCAACUACCAGGUGAUGCUCUGCGAAGAGAAACCAGUGGGCGCCACUGUUGUGAUGAUCAUAGCGACGGACGAGGACACGGGGGAAAAUGCUCGCAUCACGUACUUGAUGGAGGACAACGUCCCACAGUUUAAAAUUGACCCAGAUACCGGGGCCAUCACAACACAAAUGGAGAUUGAUUAUGAAGACCAGGCCUCCUACACAUUAGCCAUCAUUGCCAGAGACAAUGGCAUCCCUCAGAAAUCUGAUACCACCUACGUGGAGAUUAUCAUCCUGGAUGCCAACGAUAACACUCCCCAGUUCCUACGGGACAGGUACCAGGGGACCGUAUUUGAGGACGCACCUGUCUACACCAGCGUUCUCCAGAUAUCUGCUUCGGAUAGAGACUCUGGCUCAAAUGGCAGGGUGAGCUAUACAUUCACCGGUGGCGAUGACGGAGAGGGGGAUUUCUUUAUCGAGCCAUACUCCGGUAUCAUCAGAACUGCUCGCAAACUGGACCGAGAGAAUGUCCCGGUUUACAAUCUGAAGGCCUACGCUGUGGAUCGAGGGGUCCCGCCUCUGAAAGCUGCCGUUGUCAUCCACGUGGUGGUUCAAGACAUAAAUGACAACGCCCCGGUGUUUGAGAAGGACGAGCUGUUCAUUGACGUGGAGGAGAACAGCCAGGUCGGAUCUAUCGUGGCCCGGAUCAGUGCCACUGACCCCGACGAGGGCACCAAUGCUCAGAUCAUGUACCAGAUUGUAGAAGGAAAUAUUCCGGAAGUGUUCCAGCUAGACAUUUUUAACGGCGACCUCACUGCACUCACCGACUUGGAUUAUGAAGUUAAAACAGAGUAUGUCUUAGUGGUCCAGGCCACCUCAGCUCCACUAGUGAGCCGGGCCACUGUGCACAUCCGCCUCGUAGAUAUGAAUGACAAUAAGCCGGUGCUGCAGGACUUUGAGAUUAUCUUCAACAACUACAUCACCAACAAGUCCAACAGUUUCCCAUCAGGAAUAAUAGGAAAAGUUCCAGCUCAUGACCCGGAUGUGUCGGAUAAACUGCGGUACAGGUUUGAGUCUGGAAAUGAACUCAAUCUGUUGCUGUUGAACGAGAACACCGGGGACCUGAGGCUGAGCAGGGACCUGGAUAAUGACAGGACCCUGGAGGCACCCAUGACCAUUUCCGUCUCAGACGGCGUCCAUCGCGCCGUGGCCCUCUGCACGCUGCGCGUCACCAUCAUCACCGACGACAUGUUGACCAACAGCAUCACGGUGCGUCUGGAGAACAUGUCCCAGGAGCGCUUCCUGUCCCCCCUGCUCAGCCUCUUCCUGGAGGGCGUGGCGGCGGUGCUCUCCACCAAGCGGGAGGCGGUGUUCGUGUUCAACAUCCAGAACGACACCGACGUGCAGGGCUCCAUCCUCAACGUGACCUUCUCAGCGAUGCAGCCUGGCGGCGCCGCGGGCAAAGGGACGUUCUUCCCUUCCGAGGAGCUGCAGGAGCAGAUCUACCUCAACAGAACUCUGCUCAGGCUGAUAUCCUCUCAGGAGGUGUUGCCGUUUGACGACAACAUCUGCCUGCGGGAGCCCUGCGAGAACUACAUGAAGUGUGUGUCGGUGCUGAAGUUCGACAGCUCCCCCCCGUUCAUCGCCUCCGACACGGUUCUGUUCCGGCCCAUCCACCCCAUCAACGGGCUGCGCUGCCGCUGUCCGCUCGGUUUCACUGGCGACUACUGCGAGACCGAGAUCGAUCUGUGCUACUCCGGGCCCUGCAAGAACAACGGGAGGUGCCGCAGCAGAGAGGGAGGUUACACGUGCGAGUGCCCGGAGGACUUCACCGGCGAACACUGCGAGGCGAACGCAUCGUCGGGCCGCUGUGAGCCCGGUGUGUGCAAGAACGGCGGCAGGUGUGUCAACCGGCUCGCGGGUGGCUUCAUGUGCCAGUGCACACCGGGGGAGUUCGAGAAGCCCUACUGCGAGAUGACCACCCGCAGCUUCCCGGGACAGUCCUUCAUCACCUUCAGAGGCCUAAGGCAGAGGUUCCACUUCACCGUCUCCUUCACGUUUGCCACCAGAGAGAGGAACGCUCUGCUCCUCUACAACGGUAGAUUCAAUGAAAAACAUGACUUCAUCGCUCUGGAGAUCAUUGACGAGCAGAUUCAGCUCACUUUCUCUGGAGGUGAGACAAAGACCACAGUGUCUCCCUACAUCCCGGGCGGGGUCAGUGACGGCCAGUGGCACUCGGUCCAGCUCCAUUACUACAACAAGGAAGGGGGGAGUCUGGUGGACUCCAGUGGGGCUCUGCGGUUCCCGCUCUAUACCGCCUGGCUGGAGCUCGAUCAGAAGGAGCCAAACAUUGGGCGUCUAGGCAUUCCCCAUGGACCCUCUGGAGAAAAGGUAGCUGUGGUUGCCGUAGACGACUGUGACAUCUCCAUGGCAAUUCGCUUCGGGAAGCAGAUCGGAAACUACUCCUGUGCCGCCCAAGGCACCCAAACCGGACAGAAGAAGUCUCUGGACCUGACCGGGCCGCUGCUGCUCGGCGGUGUUCCCACCCUCCCUGAGGACUUCCCGGUCUGGAACAGGGAUUUCGUGGGCUGCAUGAGAAACCUCAGCAUCGACAGCAGACCCAUCGACAUGGCCAGCUACAUCGCUAACAACGGCACCGAAGCAGGUUGUCCGGCGAAGAAAAACUUUUGCAUUAGCGACCUGUGUCAGAAUGGCGGAGUGUGCGUCAGCAAGUGGGACACCUACAGCUGCGAAUGCCCAACCGGCUACGGAGGCAAGAAUUGUGAACAAGUGAUGCCAUCUCCUCAGUUCUUCGACGGCCAGGCGUUGGUCUCCUGGAGCGAGACGGACGUCACUGUCGCCGUUCCCUGGUACAUGGGCCUCAUGUUCCGCACCAGGCAGCCCGCCGGCACCCUGAUGCAGGCCAAUGCCGGAGCUCACUCCACCAUCAACCUCAUGGUGAGCGAGCGGCAGAUUCGUAUGGAGGUAUUUCUAAGGCAGGAGCUGGUGGCGUCGCUGAGCUUCCCACAAGUUCGCGUCAAUGACGGGGAGUGGCACCACUUGCUGGUAGAGCUGAGGAGCGCCAAAGACGGCAAGGACAUCAAAUACGUGGCUUACGUGUCCCUGGACUACGGCAUGUACCAGCAGAAGUCAGUGGAGCUCGGUAACGACCUCCCAGGAUUGAAGUUGCAGACUCUUCAUGUGGGAGGUUUGCCUGGAGAGGGAAACCAAGUCAGAAACGGAUUUGUUGGAUGCAUUCAGGGAGUGCGUAUGGGUGAGACGUCCACCAACGUGGCCAACGUGAACAUGGCUCAGGGCCUGAAGAUCCGCGUGGAAGACGGCUGCGACCUGGCUGACCCCUGCGACUCCAACAUCUGCCCUGAGAACAGCCACUGCAGCGACGACUGGAGCACGCACACCUGUGUCUGUGACCCAGGUUAUUUCGGGAAGGAGUGUGUGGACGCUUGCCAGCUGAACCCUUGCGAGCACGUUUCCACUUGCGUUCGCAAACCCAGUUCCUCCCACGGCUACACCUGUGAGUGUGGACAGAACCACUACGGCCAGUACUGUGAAAACAAAAUUGAGAAGCCGUGUCCUCAAGGCUGGUGGGGCAGCCCCAUGUGCGGACCUUGUAACUGUGAUAUUAACAGGGGAUUCCACAAAGACUGCAACAAGACCACGGGAGAAUGUCGCUGCAAGGAGAACCACUAUCGCCCAGAAGGAGAGGACACUUGCUACCCCUGCGAGUGUUUCUCCGUCGGCUCAGAGUCUCGAACAUGCGAUGGCGUCACUGGGCAGUGCCCCUGUAAGGGAGGAGUCAUCGGUCGCCAGUGUAACCGCUGCGAUAACCCCUUCGCCGAGGUCACUCCCACGGGGUGCGAGGUGGUGUACGAGGGCUGCCCCAAGGCCUUUGAUGCAGGCGUCUGGUGGCCCAAGACUAAAUUUGGACGCCCCGCCGCCAUGAACUGUCCCAAAGGAUCCGUCGGCACUGCUAUUCGUCAUUGCAACGAUGAGAAGGGCUGGUUGUCACCUGAGCUCUUCAACUGCACCACGGUCAGCUUCUCCCAUCUGAAGAAACUGAACGAGGAUCUGCGUCGCAACAGCUCCAGGAUGAACUGCGAGCACUCCAAGGCCAUCGUGCGGUUGCUCCACAGCGCCACUAACAGCAGCCAGCGUUACUACGGCAACGACGUGAAGACCGCCGCCCAGCUGCUGAAUCACGUGCUGCAGUACGAGAGCCUGCAGGAGGGGUUCGACCUCACCGCCAUGAGAGACGCCGACUUCAACGAGAACUUGGUGCGAGCUGGGAGCGCCAUACUGGAUCCCGACACCAAGGAGCACUGGGAGCAGAUCCAGAAGACCGAAGGCGGCACGGCCCACCUGUUGCGCAACUUUGAGGACUACGCCAACACGCUGGCACGGAACGUCAGGAAGACCUACCUGAAACCCUUCACCAUCGUCACCGACAACAUGAUUCUAACCGUGGACUACCUGGACGUGUCGGACCCGCAGAGGGCGACUCUGCCUCGGUUCCAGGACAUCCAGGAGGACUACUCCAAAGAGCUCGGGUCGUCCGUCCAGUUCCCACGUUUCAACCCCCGCACUCAGGGCAACAGAGCAGAGCCCACCCCAGGCCCUCCAAGGCAGACCGAUCCCCCGCAGGAGGAGGAGCACACAGUGUCUGAAAGGAGAAGGCGCCACCUUGAGCCAGCUGCUCCUCUGCCGGUUGCCGUGGUGAUAGUGUACAAAUCGCUGGGGAAGCUCCUGCCGGAGAGAUACGACCCCGACCGCAGGAGUCUGAGGCUGCCGAACCGUCCGGUGAUCAACACGGCCAUAGUAACCGCCACGGUGCACAGUGAGGGUCCGCCUCCUCCUCCCGUCCUGGAACCCCCCAUCACAUUGGAGUACACCAUGCUGGAGACGGAGGAGAGGACCAAGCCUGUGUGUGUCUUCUGGAACCACUCCCUCACGAUCGGGGGUACGGGAGGCUGGUCUGCUAAAGGCUGUGAGGUGCUCAACAGGAACAACAGCCACAUCAGCUGUCAGUGCAACCACAUGACCAGCUUCGCCGUGCUCAUGGACAUCUCCAAGCGAGAGCACGGCGACGUUCUCCCACUGAAGAUCGUCACCUACACCACGGUGUCGGUCUCCCUCUUCCUCCUCCUCCUCACCUUCAUCCUGUUGUGCCUCUUGCGCCGGCUGCGCUCCAACCUCCACGCCAUCCACAGGAACCUGGUGGCGGCGCUCUUCUUCUCUGAGCUCGUCUUCCUGCUCGGCAUCAAUCAGACCGACAACCCGUUUGUGUGUAUGGUGAUAGCGAUCCUCCUCCACUACUUCUACAUGUGCACCUUUGCCUGGAUGUUCGUGGAGGGGCUGCACAUCUACCGCAUGCUGACCGAGCUGCGGAACAUCAACCAUGGCCACAUGAGGUUCUACUAUGCCAUGGGCUGGGGCAUUCCAGCCAUUAUCACUGGUUUGGCAGUAGGUCUGGACCCGCAAGGUUAUGGGAACCCAGAUUUCUGCUGGCUCUCUGUCCACGACACACUCAUCUGGAGCUUCGCAGGACCCAUCCUUGUCGUCGUCCUGGUGAACAUAGUGAUCUUUAUUCUGGCCGCGAAGGCUUCAUGUGGUCGCAGACAGAAGGCUAUGGAGAAGUCAGGAGCUAUUCCUGCGCUUCGGAUGGCCUUCCUCCUGCUGCUACUCAUCAGUGCUACCUGGAUGCUUGGCCUACUGGCGGUCAACAGUGACGUAUUGACCUUCCACUACCUGUUCGCUGGCUUUAGCUGUCUGCAGGGAGUCUUCAUCUUCUUCUUCCACGUGAUCUUCAACAAUGAGGUGAGGAAAAACCUCAAGAACAUCUUCACAGGAAAGAAGAGUGUGCCAGACGAAUCCAGCACCACGAGGGCCUCGUUGCUGACACGCUCUCUCAACUGCAACAACACGAACACAGAAGACGGCCAGCUGUACCGCUCGGGCAUCGGCGAGUCCACCGUCUCCCUUGACAGCACGCUCAGGUCAGCCAAGAGCCGCAGCAGCUUCCUGGCAUACACACUCAGGGAGGAGUCUGGUCAGAAGCCCAGUGUCUCCUCGGGAACAGCGAAAGGAUACACUGACCUGGAUGGACCUCUGUUCCACAGGAACGGCACCAAGGGAGAUGCAGACUCCGACUCGGACAGUGAGCUGUCAGUGGACGAGCACAGCUCGUCCUACGCCUCUUCCCACUCCUCCGACAGCGAGGACGACGACAUGGAUGUCAAGCCCAAGUGGAACAACGAGAGGCAGCCCGUUCACAGCACCCCUAAAGUGGAGUCAGUAUCCAAUCACGUGAAGCCUUACUGGCCAACGGAGGCCACCACAGCCAGUGACAGCGAGGAUCCCGGCGGGGCAGAGAGGCUGAGGGUGGAGACCAAGGUGAACGUGGAGCUCCAUCCGGAAAAUAAGCUCAACCACGUAGGCGAAAGAGAGAGGGAGACUCUCCCGGAGAGAGACAAACAAACGGCCGGUAACGCUAGAGACGCAGCUCCGGCCAGCCAGCCCCAAGGCAACAGCAACCACCAACCGGAGCAGAGGAGAGGUAUCUUAAAGAACAAGAUCAGCUACCCCCCGCCGCUGACUGACAAGAACAUGAAGAACCGUCUGAGGGAGAAGCUGAGCGACUACAACACCCCCACCCCCACCAUCACCUCCCCACCCCCAAACAACAACCACACCUCCCCCCCGCCCCUCUCCUCCGUCAACAUCAUGAGCCCCUCGUCGCGGCCGCCCUCGCUGGCCACCAACGACUGCGGUCGCCCCGGCAACCACGAAAACAGCUCCCUCGUCAAGCCCCUCGUCAAGCCCCUCGUCAAGCCCCCCGUCGCCCCGCGGCCGCAGAUACCCACGGGGGCCCCGUCCGCGGGGGCCUACCAGGAGACCAACGGGGGGGUGGCAAUGCACUUGAAGUCAGGGACGGUCAACGGAGGCAACGGGUCUGACUCAGAUGGCAGUAACGAGACUUCGAUCUGACCUGUUAGGAAAACUCAGACCAGCCUGCCCCUGUGAGAGGAGGAGCGAUGAACCUGCUGGGGGAGAAGAAGAGGAAAGGAGAGCCGAGAGGACUGCAACAAAAGAAUAGAUAGACAAAGUGCUGCAGAUUGGGUGAAAGCAGGGGUACGGUGUUCUCCGUGCCCGAUCCGUCCAUCCUCCGUCCCUCCGCUCACGGACCUUCUUUCUGGAGAGCAGUAUUAAUUGCAGACUGUAAGACUGCAGAGAUAAUGAGAAGAUGUGGAAAAUAAAAAAAGGGAAUUUGGGACUGUAUCAAAGAGGACGUGUGCCAAAACCACUGUAGGAAACGGGGACUGGAAAUGGUGUUCCUCCGUGUGGUUAAUUCUCCCCCUCGAUGGGUAAAGUUAGGACAUUUUGAAAAAUGUCGGAUGGACAAGCCCUGUGUAUGAACCCAGACUCAAAUACAUGCUGGUGUAUGUUUGUCGUGCCGAAGGAUUUCAAGGUCUCCAAAUCCCCUUAAGUGUCACUCGUGACACCUUUUCUAUUGGACAUAUCAGAGUCUGAUACUAGACGUCUCAAUCAAGUGCUCUUCUUUUUUUUUUUUUUACUCAAAGAAAGGCUUUUCCUGCCUCUCAAUGCAAUGCAUUUAAAGUGUAAUUAACAUGUAGAUAUUGUUUGAAGAAGAAAUUACCUAUUUUGUAUUUCAGCUGUAGCUUGGACAAGUUUCUAAAGCUAGAAAAAAAAUCAUCUGCCUUUUGUUAAGUUGGGGAGAGCUCUCCAAUCGUGAAAAUCACUUGAUAUGCCUGUUUGUUCCACCGAGAACAAUUCUGAAUUGAGGCCUUACACAAACAAACACAUACUGUAUUGGCCCGUAGUGGGCUUUAGAGAUACAGACACACGGACACACAAACACGCGUAUGAUGGUUGCAAGACUGUUGUAUUUGUGUGUGAGAGUGACCUAGAAUGUCCCAAGUACAGAGUGGUGAGCAUGAAUGAACAUUAACUACGUGGAAUAGAGAGGGAUUCCCCCUCCCUGUUUUUCAGUUUGAGCACUAUGAACCUGAAGCCUUCUUUUCCAGUGUCCAACCCGCAUUAUUUUCCAAUACAACACACUCCUGGUUACCAAAGUCAUGAUCUACAGUAAAUGUGCACGUUGGGUUUGGAAUCAGUUUCAUUAUUAACUCACUUUUAUUCCAAAUAUAACAGCGAUAAGAGCGACCUUUGUUUAGUUUUCGCAGCACCUGCUUAGAGGUUUGGUUCAGAUCUUCCACUGAUGUCGGCACAGUCAACGCUUUAGGUUAAUAAAUGUCUGUCUUUCUUACUGAAUUUUUGGAUCUGAGUUAAAAGCGGGAAUGAAGCCAACUCCAUGCAUUUUGCAGCUAACUUAAAGUGUUUAGGACUCACUUAAGACACUGGAAAUGUUUUGUAACAUAAUGUAUAUUUAUUUUUUAUGGUUUGGAGACACUGGAAAGAAAACAUGAUUGUGACUGUAAAAUUAAAGAAAUGAUGAAUUUUUA
Molecule: messenger RNA, 11098 nt
Organism: Gasterosteus aculeatus aculeatus (three-spined stickleback)
Lineage: Eukaryota; Metazoa; Chordata; Actinopteri; Perciformes; Gasterosteidae
Gene: celsr1a
Product: cadherin EGF LAG seven-pass G-type receptor 1a
Biological process (GO): homophilic cell-cell adhesion; cell surface receptor signaling pathway; G protein-coupled receptor signaling pathway
Cellular component (GO): plasma membrane
Molecular function (GO): G protein-coupled receptor activity; calcium ion binding
Source: RefSeq, a predicted model, not a curated record